Drosophila serrata is the source of this 540-nucleotide messenger RNA. RefSeq lists its product as uncharacterized. The record is from RefSeq and is a predicted model, not a curated record. Lineage: Eukaryota; Metazoa; Arthropoda; Insecta; Diptera; Drosophilidae.
AUGAGCGACGGCUUCAAAAUACUCGCUUUUCUCUGCCUCAUUUACGCCUUGAACUGGAGACCUAUUGAUUCGGUGAUCUUUAAGCUAACAAAUGCCGUGUGCAGUAGUUACAACAAAUCCUGGAUCAGUAUAAAUUAUUGUCGCCUGAAGGCGGUCAGUCGCAACAAGGCUGUGUUCAAUUUAAAUAUCACCUUUCUGCAACCAACCAACGAUAUUGUGCUUCAUUAUCGAUUGUUUAAACGGGAAAAUGGCUAUAAACCUUGGCUUGUUAACCUUAAAAUGAAUGGCUGUCGAUUUAUGCGAAGACCAUACGAUGCCCUGGGAAUAGUCCUUUUCAAUACUUACAAGAACUUUUCAAACAUCAAUCAUACCUGCCCGUAUUAUGGUCAUGUCUUUAUAAAGGAUAUGUACUUGUCAACUGAUAUUGUGAGACUUCCUUUGUUCACUGGGGAUUAUUUAUUGGCAAUUGAUUGGAUUUUUUAUGGAAGGCUACAAUUUGGCACAAAUGUUAGUUAUCAAUUUGUGGAGGAUUUAAUAUAA